AUGUCUUUUAUUUGGAGCGUCCUUCUCAGCCUGAUUGCCCUUUUUAGCGCCGCAGACGCUAGCCUCAACACAACGUCCUCGAAUAACCUUGCUCUCUACUGGGGACAAAACUCAUACGGCGAAGGCUCUGGUGACCUUGCGCAGAAACCCCUCGGGUACUACUGCGAAAGGGAUAACUGCACCACUUUUCCCGGCACAGACUUACUAAAUUGCCCUAACAUUGGAGCGGACAUUUCCAAGUGUCAGCGCAAAGGAAAAACCGUUCUCCUGUCAAUUGGAGGGGCGACCUAUAGCGAAGGCGGAUUCAGAUCCGAGGAGGCGGCCAUCGCGGGCGCCGACAUGAUCUGGGAAACAUUUGGGCCAAAGAAGAACGGGUCUACAAGGCCGCGGCCGUUUGGAGAUGCCGCCAUUGACGGGUUUGAUUUCGACUUUGAAGCGACUGUGCUUAAUAUGGCCCCCUUCGCUAACCGGCUGCGAAGCCUGAUGGCUGCCGAUCGUUCGAAGAAAUAUUAUUUAACGGCUACUCCGCAGUGUCCUUAUCCAGAUUGGUAUAAUAAAGAGAUCCUUGAAGGCAAUAUCUUCGACGCUGUGUUUAUUCAAUUUUAUAACAAUUUCUGCGGUCUAAAUGCGUUCCAACCCGGUGAAGAGCAACAGCAAAGCUUCAAUCUCAACACGUGGGACAACUGGGCCAGAACGGUAUCAAAGAACAAGGGCGUCAAAGUAUUUGUGGGCGCUCCAGCGAACCGCAGCGCCGCUGGUUCCGGAUAUGUUGAUACAGCGAGGCUGGCGGAGAUUAUCGAAUACUCCAGGAGCUUCUCCAGCUUCGGCGGUGUCAUGUUAUGGGAUGCGAGCCAGGCAUAUGCCAAUGACAAAUUCAUUUCAGAUGUUAAAGCGGCCCUGAAUGCGGCACCUUAG
Molecule: messenger RNA, 915 nt
Organism: Uncinocarpus reesii 1704
Lineage: Eukaryota; Fungi; Ascomycota; Eurotiomycetes; Onygenales; Onygenaceae
Exons: 4
Coding region: 1-915 (304 amino acids)
Biological process (GO): carbohydrate metabolic process
Cellular component (GO): extracellular region
Molecular function (GO): chitinase activity
Source: RefSeq, a predicted model, not a curated record